Molecule: messenger RNA, 2162 nt
Organism: Pseudophryne corroboree (corroboree frog)
Lineage: Eukaryota; Metazoa; Chordata; Amphibia; Anura; Myobatrachidae
Gene: RNF151
Product: ring finger protein 151
Exons: 5
Coding region: 178-846 (222 amino acids)
Biological process (GO): protein ubiquitination
Molecular function (GO): ubiquitin-protein transferase activity; zinc ion binding
Source: RefSeq, a predicted model, not a curated record
UCCCGGGCCCGCCUCCCAUAUAAUGCUCUGCGGAUGCCUCGCUUCCGCCUCUUUCUCGUGAGUCGUCUCUUUCUGUGGCUGGGCAUUAUAUGGUGACUCUCCUGGAUAAUGGACUUGCUACACAUGCAUCUUGAGAAGUGUGGAAAUGGAUUGUAACUUGUGUAAAGGCUCUUACAGAUGCCCGGUACUGUGGCUCCGCUGUCCAGUCGGGGCGGUGGAUAUGAUCUAGAUAUCUUUACGGAGAAUCCAGAUGAUGAUCUCCUGUGCUCGAUAUGCCAUGGUGUACUGAGGUGCCCCGUCAUGGUAUCCUGCGGGCACAUCUUCUGCAGGAAGUGUAUCUUACAGUGGCUGAAAAGGCAGCAGACCUGUCCGUGCUGUAGGACGGAGGUGAAGGGGAAGCUGUUUGUACCAAUGCACAAACUGAAGAGAAAAAUCAACCGUCUGCAAGUGAAGUGUCCUAAUGAGCAGAAUGGCUGCCCGGCCCUCUUUCCUCUGUCAAGGAGCGUAGAACAUGGUGAAACCUGUGCGUUUGGCUUGGUGGCUUGUUCCAAUGACGGCUGUCCGGCCCUGGUCUUGCGGAAGAACAUGUGUGACCACAGCCAGACCUGCGAGUAUUGGAGCGAAUUGUGCCACAUGGGAUGUGGAACCUUGCUCAGUCCUGCAAACCGGGAUGAGCACAACUGCUAUAUAGAAUUUAGAGAGACUUACAGGAAACAGCUGCACAAGCUCCGCCAGAAAGCCAGACGGAUUGAGAGUCUUUCCUCGCAGAUGGGCCGACAGAUACAGCUGCUCAGUGAAGGUUUAGAUGGCGUUCCUGCCUCCGUUAGUACAGACCAGGUAGAAUAACAAAGAGAAAGUGCUGCACGACUUAACUAGCAGCCAGCCAGUGCCAAGAGACUUCAUCGCUAGGAAGUUUACAGUUUAUAUUUAUUAAUCAAUUGCAGUGAUUCUCUUUUUAUUUAUCUGAGUGCAAAUAUAUUUUGAGAUUGCAAAUGACCACACAUUGGCCCUCAUUCCGAGUUGUUCGCUCGCUAGCUGCUUUUACCAGCCGUGCAAAUGCUAAGCCGACGCCCUCUGGGAGUGUAUUUUAGCUUAGCAGAAGUGCGAACGAAAGGAUCGCAGCGCUGCUACAACAAAAGAUUGUGCAGUUUCUGAGCAGCUCCAGACCUGCUCCUAGCUUGCGAUCACUUCAGACUGUUUAGUUCCUGUUUUUACGUUACGAACACGCCCCCUGCAUUCGGCCAGCCACGCCUGCGUUUCCCCAGGCACGCCCGCGUUUGUAUCUGACACACCUGCGUUUUUACACACACUCCCCGAAAACGGUCAGUUACCUCCCAGAAACACCCACUUCCUGUCAAUCACUCUGCGGCCAGCAGUGCGAUUGAAAAGCGUCGCUAGACCUUGUGUGAAACUGCAUUGGCUGUUGUGAAAGUAUGGCGCGCGUGCACAUUGCACUGCAUACACAUGCGCAGAAGUGCCGCUUUUUUACCUGUUCGCUGCGCUGUGAACGAAAACAGCUAGCGAACUCGGAAUGACCCACAUUGUUAUUAUGAUUAUUAUUAUUUGCAGAAAAGUUAUUUUUAAUUUGAAUAACCUGAUGAUGUAAAUAUUUUUUUAAUAAAUACAUUGGUUAUUUCUUUUGCAUUGGGUCCACCAAAGUCUGUGUCGCAUUAUAAAUUUAGCAAAUCAGAUGUCUAACAAACCUUGAAGCGUUUAUGUUUUUUUGAGGGUCGUUUUAAAAUAGGUGCACAGUGGGAAUGUAGAGGUUAUAGGUUAUUUCGCCAUGCACCUCUGGCACAGUCCUCUGAGCGCACAGCUAGCCAACUAACGCACUCCGUCACGAGCGGCGUAACGUGAGUGGACAGUCUUUAUUGCCGCAAAGCUCUUUGCCCUAUCCGAAUGUCUCUCUUGAGUCCUUAACUGACAACAUUCUUGACUUAAAGCAGGGGACUGAUUGUGCUGGUUUAAGGACCCAGGAGCCGGAAGCUGCAGCAAGUGAAUUGGGGGACACCUGAGUAACCGGGACUUGUGGUGACUAUACUCCUGAAUUACGUUUUGCAGUAUCUCCCUUUCCGGAGGGAUCUUCAGCACAUCAAUGCUAUAUGCUUUUUUUUUUAAAUCAGUGUUUGUGAGUGUGUUUUAUUAAAUUUCAUUUAAAACUA